This is a messenger RNA of Glycine soja, 2681 nucleotides long. Its product is annotated as probable inactive serine/threonine-protein kinase bub1. Gene Ontology annotation, biological process: mitotic spindle assembly checkpoint signaling; meiotic sister chromatid cohesion, centromeric. The coding region runs from base 83 to 1663 and encodes 526 amino acids. The record is from RefSeq and is a predicted model, not a curated record. NCBI's taxonomy places the organism in Eukaryota, Viridiplantae, Streptophyta, Magnoliopsida, Fabales, Fabaceae. Gene Ontology annotation, molecular function: protein kinase activity. The transcript has 6 exons.
CUCGUAGCCGCGCCCAGACUCAAAUUCAAAUCAGGACCACCGCGACGACCACCGUUACCGCCACCGCAGAUUCGAUUCUGAAAUGGCGAACGUGGAUGAACUCUUAUCUUCCUUAAUCUCAGACAUCCAUACCUACACCGGCAAGGACCCUCUUCUUCCCUGGCUUCGCGCGAUCCGAAAGGUGAAGGACACGCUUCCACCCAAAACCCUAAAGGAAAAACUACCCGCGUUCUUGCAGAAAUGCGCACAUACCUUCGAGCUCGAUCGACGUUACAGAAACGACAUGCGCUAUCUUCGGAUUUGGCUCCAUCUGAUGGAUUUCGUGGAUGAUCCAAAAACGCUUUUGAGAACCAUGGAGGUUAAUCACAUUGGGACAAAACGUUGUGAAUUCUACCAAGCGUAUGCGCUUUACUACGAGAAGAGCAAGAAGUACGAUGAGGCAGAGAAAAUGUACCAUCUGGGAGUGAAGAACCUUGCAGAGCCUGUAGAUAAAUUGCAGAAAUCAUAUGAACAAUUUCUUCAACGGAUGGAGCGAAAAAACAAUAAGAGAAUUCAGCAUCAGGAAGCAAAAGGUGCCAGGAGGCCUCUGUCUACAAAAAGCUUCCCUUCUCUUGACAACAAGACUGAGGGAAGCAAAAGCAAUGGAGCAUGCUGUGUUGAGGGUGGUGUGCAAAAGGGACCCCGAAUUGAUAAUUAUGCAGCUAAAGGUGUAGCUGAUGAUAAAAACGUAAAGACCAAGAAGGAUGAGCGCAAGAGAUUUCAUGGAGACGAUACAGUUGUAGUCAAGUUUGUUGACACUGCCAUGGUUGGAAAGUCUGAAGCAGAAGACGCAUGCCAUCAUGGAUUAGUGGAUCCUACAAUAAAUAUGAAGGAGGCCAUGAAUGCCAUUAACAGCAUGUUCCGGGAACCGUUAGAGACUGUUCUAUUAGGCAGGAAAUCACAUAAAAACCAUCCAAAAGAAGAUCCUAGUACAAAGAACGAAUUUGAGGUUUUUGUUGAUGAAAACAUGGAUCAUGGAAUCAAACCAUCAGGUUCCUUGUCACUUCAAAACAGGACUGAAGCUAGCCAACCUCACCCAGAACCGCUCCAGAUAUACGUUGAUGAUGAAGAAAAUUCCGAGACCAGUGAUGUGAAUGUGAAUCUGUUUGAAGGUAGUAGUACUUCAUCGGCUUCACAACCAAAUGGUUUUGUUUUUCUACGCCCCAAGGAUAUUCCUUCUGAAAAAUCUAGUGAUAUGGAUGCUGACAUCGGUCGUAAUUCAAAGUUCAGAGAGGAUACAGUCGUUUGCAGAUUUGUUGGUUCUGCCAUUUUGGAUGAACCAGAGGUGGAAAAUGUUUGCCACCACGGUUUAGUAGACCCCACCAUCAACUUGAAGGAAGCUAUGGAUGAUAUAAAUAACAUGUUUGGGAAGCCAAUAGAUUUUGUUAGGAGAAGAAGAACCACCACCAAGCAAGAGAAAGCCCCCCAGAGCAAUAGGGGAAAUGACUUUGGUGGGUUUUCAAUCCUUGUUGAUGAUGAGCACCCGGUGCAACAAGUUCCACAACCACCACCACCAAAAUUGCAAGAAAAAUCCAAGGAAUCUGAUUUGUUUGAGCCAACUAUGCUCACAAAGGAAGCCAUAGACGAUAUAAACAAGAUGUUUAACAUGCCUCUGGAUUUUUAGGAAUAAGUCGAUUGCUGAGUGCCUAUUCUGAUUUCUGAUAUGUAAGCAGAAUUUGAUUUUGUGUUAGGUAUUCGAAUGAAAAGUUUCAGUUGUCAUUUUUUUAAGGAAUAAAAUGAGAUUAAAUAACCACAGUAACAUUGCAAUAUAGUAAAUACCAAAAGGAAACAUCUUAGAUUGAAUACUAUGUAGACACAAACAAUAGGCAACAAUAAAAUCAUGAUCAAAUGAAUUUCAAUGCAUGGCCAAAGGCAAAUUGUUUGGGACAUUAGUGGUGAGUCUGUGAGCAUUCAGAGGGACGGAAAGCCAAGGGACCAGCAGCAUAUAUGACAGCCUCAUACUUGCUUCCAUGCAAUUUCUUGUUCUCAUAACGAAGUGGAGCACCAUUGAGACCAUAAUUGACAUUGGAGAGAAGGCUGCAACUUUCAAGAGGAGACCAAACAGGCUUCACGUAGCAAGAGUGGAGGGGGUGAUCAAGUAUAUAAUGCUGCAUCUUGAACCCUUCAAGUGGUGCAUAAAGGUAACACUCACUUUGGCUGAAGGAAUAGGCUUGGCUCCAAUCAAAGACCAUGUUCCAAAGUGGUCACAGCUCUGGCAGUAGACAGUGGCUUCCACCACCACCUCUAUUUUCUUUGUUGUUUUUGGAACAUCUGCAUUGGCUUCUGUGCAAGAGAAUGCCACCAGAAGAAGCAACAGAGAAAGGAUACUGAAGUACCUACCAGCCAUUUCCUUGAGGGGUGAACUAAGGGACUAGGAAGAGUUCAGAGAUCAAGGCUUGGCAAUUGAAGAGACAUUCGGUACAUUGGAUAUAUAUAGUUGAUAGCUCAUUGGUAAUGGGGGGACUUGGGUUUAAUUGAUAAUGAAGCACAUCAACGUGCCAUCCACUCCGCUGCCAAUAAAUCUCAUCUCUAUACGUGAAGACCACCUUUUGCCAUGUACAUAUUUUCAUGUUAUAUGUAGGUGACUAUGUGUCAGGGCCGUUCCUGAGAUUUUAUGCAAAAAAUUAAUUUGGACUUUUUAA